This is a messenger RNA of Vespa velutina, 7479 nucleotides long. RefSeq names its product fatty acid synthase-like. NCBI's taxonomy places the organism in Eukaryota, Metazoa, Arthropoda, Insecta, Hymenoptera, Vespidae. The transcript is spliced from 19 exons. Gene Ontology annotation, molecular function: oxidoreductase activity; fatty acid synthase activity; phosphopantetheine binding. Gene Ontology annotation, biological process: fatty acid biosynthetic process. The record is from RefSeq and is a predicted model, not a curated record. Bases 84 to 7268 code for a protein of 2394 amino acids.
GUGAAAACGUAUAGGUACUUGUAGUAUCAGUUCGAUUUUAUAUAUUUUAUUUGGCGUGGAAAAUCGGAAAAUAUCAAAACAUUAUGACUGAAUAUAAAGAGGCAAAAAAAUCGUACAAAUUCUUCAAAUAUGCUGAUCCAAAACCAGGAGAAGAAGUUGUUAUUUCCGGAUUAGCUGGUAGAUUUCCGGAAUCCAAUAAUGUCGAAGAAUUAAAAGAGAAUCUUUUCAACUGCAAAGAUUGUGUCACCAAUGACAAUUGUCGUUGGAAACUAGAUCAUCCAGAAAUUCCACAGCGAACUGGCAAAAUUAACAACAUUCAGAAAUUCGAUGCAUCAUUUUUUGGAAUACAUUUUAAGCAAGCUAAUACGAUGGAUCCUAUGACCAGAAUGAUGCUAGAACAUGUUUAUGAAGCUAUAGUAGAUGCUGGAAUUAACCCAGAAGACAUUCGUGGAAGAAGGGUAGGUGUAUUCAUAGGUACAUGUUUCUCCGAUUCCGAGGCAACUUGCCUUCACGGCAAAUUUCAGACAAAUGGAUUUGGUAUCACGAGCUGUAGCAGAGAUAUGAUGGCUCAAAAUAUUUCGUGUUGGUUGAAUGUAAUAGGACCAUCAUAUAUCGUCGAUACAGCGUGCAGUUCAAGUCUUUACGCGGUGGAACAUGCUUAUAGGGCUAUACAUAGUGGACAAUGCGAUUACGCGAUUGUCGGUGGAUCAAAUCUUUGCCUCCAUCCAUAUACGUCUCUACAAUUUAGUCGUUUAGGGGUGUUGUGUCAGGAUGGUCGCUGCAAGGUUUUCGACGAAGAUGCAAAUGGUUACACACGCAGUGAAACCGUCUCUGUAGCAUUUCUACAAAAAGCAAAAAAUGCUAAGAGAAUCUAUGCCACGAUUAUUCAUGCGAAAACGAAUUGUGAUGGUUAUAAAAAAGAAGGAAUAACAUUUCCUUCUAACAAAAUGCAAAGUACUCUUUUCAAAGAAUUCUACAAAGAAUGCGGUGUAUCAACAGUUUGUAUUCCUUACAUUGAAGCUCAUGGCACCGGAACGAAAGUCGGUGAUCCUGAAGAAUUGGAAGCCAUAGAUCGCAUUUUCACUAAAAAUAGAGCUAAUCUUCUUAAAAUUGGUUCCGUUAAAUCUAACGUAGGGCAUACUGAAGGAGUCAGUGGAAUUAUUUCCAUUGUUAAGGCUAUAAUAUCGAUGGAAUCAGGCCUAAUACCGCCAAAUAUUAACUUUAAUAGACCACGCAAAGAAAUAAAAGCUCUUUUAGAAGGACGAAUCGAAGUUGUUACCCAACCAACUCCAUUAGAUGGUGAAUACAUAGGUGUUAAUUCUUUCGGCUUCGGUGGUGCUAAUGCUCACGUUUUACUCAAAUCAAAUCCGAAAAUAAAGAUCAAUAAUGGAUUGCCAAAUGAUGAUUUGCCUAGACUCAUAGCUGUUUCCGGACGUACCGCAGAAGCAGUAGAAACCAUUUUAAAUGAGAUCGAUAACCGACCGGUAGACGUCGAAUUUAUUCGUCUUCUUCAUGAUAUUUAUCAUAAAACAAUACCAAAUCAUUCAUAUCGAGGAUACACGAUAACUGAUGUUAAACCAUCUGAUACGAAAAUAAGGGAGAUUGAACAUUUUUCUGGUACGAAGAAGCCAAUAUGUUUCGUUUUUUCUGGAAUGGAUUCGCAGUGGCCAGAGAUAGGUCAAGCUCUAUUGAAAUUCCCUAUAUUUGCUAAAGCAAUAGAGAAAUGCGAUGCUGUGUUAAAACUGCAUGAACUUCAUAUUUAUGAGAUUUUAACUAAACCAAACAAUGGCAUGUUAGACAAUAUUUUGCACUCUUUUGUCGGUAUUGCUGCUGUUCAGAUUGGCUUAGUAGACCUUUUAGCUUCAGUAGGAGUACUACCAGACUACAUAAUCGGAUAUUCUGUGGGGGAACUUGGAUGUGCAUACGCAGACGGAAGUUUCACAAUGGAGGAAACGAUAUUGGCAGCGUAUUUGCAAGGAAAAUCCGUUAUAGAAACAAAAAUACCUCAUUGUUCUGUGGCCAUGGUACGGCUUGGUUAUAAAGAUAUAAAAAAUUUGUGUCCUGAUGAUAUCGAUGUCGCGUGUCAUAAUGGACCUGAAAGUUCAACAAUUAUCGGACCGACUGAAUCUAUAAAAGUAUUUGUUGAAAAACUGCAGACAAACAAAAUUUUUGCGAAAGUGGUAUCAGGGGAAAAAAUACCAUAUCAUAGCCGUUACAUGGCUACAGUCAAAAUCAAUCUCUUGGCAAAUUUAAAGAAAAUGAUAUCAGUAGGAAAGCGUCGAAGUCAAAAGUGGUUGAGUACAUCAGUUCCAUGCAAGGAAUGGUCGACUUCAAGUGCACAAUUCUCGUCGGCCGAGUAUUUUACAAAUAAUUUGUUAAAACCUGUACUUUUUGAGGAAACCUCGGUCUUCAUCCCUGACAAUGUCGUUAUUAUUGAAAUUGCGCCCAGCAGCCAACUACAUGAGAUUUUAAACAAAUCAUUGCUAACAAGAGUAACGAAUAUUGCAUUAAAUCCGCGAGGUUAUAAAGAUAACGUAAAAGUUUUUCUUCAAGGAUUAGGGAAAUUGUAUAAUGCUGGCUUACAGUUUGAUCUUGCUAAACUAUACCCAUCUAUAGAAUAUCCCGUAAGUCGAGGAACUCCAAUGAUAUCCCCACUUAUUCGGUGGGAACAUUCAAACGAUUGGUUCACAACACAUUUCAAAAAGCAGGAGGUACUUACUUCCGGAGAACGAAUAGUAUCAAUAGCGAUUACCGAUGAAAAUUUCGCAUACAUAAAGGGUCAUAUAAUUGAUGGCAGAAACUUGUUUCCUGCAACAGGAUAUUUAUGUUUGGUUUGGGAAACAUUAGGAAUGACGAUGGGAGAAUUUUAUACAGAAACGUCCGUAGUCAUGGAAAAUAUAAAAUUUAAUCGAGCGACGACUGUUCCCAAAGAGGGCAAACUUGAAAUGAUUGUUAUGAUUCAGAAAGGUAGCGGUAAAUUCGAAGUGAUCGAAGGAGGUGUUGCUAUUGUUACCGGAAAGAUUCAUCUUCUAACGAACUUAUCGAAAGAGAAAAUACCCCUUGAUAUGAUUAAGAGAAAUGUUGAUAACGAAAAAGAAGAAUUAAAUGAAAAAGAUAUCUAUAAAGAAUUAAAGUUACGUGGUUAUCAAUAUAGCGGUCUUUUCCGAAGCAUAUAUAGUACGUCUGUUUCGAGAAGGAAAGGACAUAUUGAAUGGAAGAAGAAUUGGGUAGCGUUCAUAGAUAACAUGUUACAGAUAAAAAUCAUAAAUACAGACACUAGAGAUCUAUAUGUGCCGAUUGGAAUUCGAAAAUUAGUAAUAGAUAUUAAUGCUCAUCAAAAAUAUCUUCAAAGCUUGACUAGUGAUGAAAAAUAUAUACCUGCACAAUAUUUCAAAAAUAUUGAUAUUAUUGUAGCGGGGGGUGUAGAAAUGCAUAAAAUUAGAAUAAGUGAGAUUUCUCGGAAAAAACCUAUUAAUGAUCCAAUUAUCGAAGAGUAUAAAUUCACUGCUUAUCGUGACAUAAAGGAAAUUUCAUUACGAGAAAUAUUAACGUUAUCCAUACAUAUUACUCUUGAAAAUAUACCAAUAAUUAAGAUGAAGACAAUCGAACUCGUUGAGGAUAAGGACAAUAACCCAGCGAACAUACUCGUUUCUCCACUGAUUUUAGACAUUUUAAAUAAUUUGCCUUUGGUAGAAGCCAAGGUUAAUGUAUUCGCAUCGAAAAACAAAUUCGAAAAUAUUCCUGAAGGUGUCAUUGUUUCAGAAACAAAUAUGAUAGAAACGGGUGACACAGCAUCAUUCGCUGUUGGAUAUGGAUUGUUGACAAAUGGAGAAAAGGACAGCUUGAAAAUACUUCUAAAAUCUACGAAAGAUGGUGGUUUCCUUCUAUCUCGUGAAAAAAGAAAUACCUCAUUAAACUUAUCCAUUUUACAAAAAUAUCACUUACGUAUAGUUUUAGAGAAAUGUACCUCCGAGGAAUCUUGGAUAUUAUUAAAAAAGACAAAUAAAAUUCCGGAAAACACUAUGAUUAUAAAUGUUAAUAGUAAUGAAUUUAAUUGGUUGCAUCAAGUGCAAACUAUACAGGUCAGGAAUGAAGAACAGAAUAUUAGGAACACGAGAGUCAUACUUGUUGAAGAAGGAAACUUUGAAUCUGGUCUCUUAGGAUUCAUUAAUUGCUUAAAGAAAGAAUCUGCUGGAAAUAUCUUUCGAAUUGUUUUAAUUCAAGAUCUUAAAGCCCCAAAAUUUUCUUUGAAACUACCACUUUACUCAGAACAACUCAAAACGGAUCUUGUUAUUAAUAUUUUACGACCAGGGAAUGUUUGGGGAUCAUAUAGGCAUCAGCUACUUCUGCCUUGCAAGUCCAAACUUACCUAUCACGCUAUUAUUAGUCAGUUGUCACGUGGAGAUUUAAGUACAAUACGUUGGAUUGAAGGGCCAAUUAGGGAGGACUAUCAAAAGGAAGAUCUUGUUCGAAUUCAUUAUGCAUCAUUAAAUUUUAAAGACGUGAUGUUGUCUACGGGUAAAAUAUCAGCAAAUGUAACGGAACAAAACAGAAAAGAUUGCUUACUUGGAUUUGAAUACAGCGGAAUCACUAUGAAUGGUCGUCGUAUUAUGGGAGUUAACCUCAACAGAUGUCUGUCAAAUUUUUGUCAGUUGGACGAAACUUUUUCUUGGACUAUACCUGAAAAUUGGAGUUUAGAAGAUGCAGCAACAGUACCGUGUAUAUAUUGCACAUGCAUAUCUGCACUUUACAUUAAUGCAGGAAUGCAGAAAGGUGAUAAAAUACUUAUCCAUGCUGGUUCUGGUGGUAUUGGCCAAGCCGCGAUUAACUUAGCCCUUCGGGAAGGCUGUAUAGUAUUUACAACGGUCGGUACACCAGAAAAACGUAAAUUUAUUAAAGAAACAUUUCCUAGUAUCGAUGAUAAUCACAUUGGAAAUUCCCGAGAUACUAGCUUUGAAAAAAUGGUUUUGCAACAAACCAAUGGUGCAGGUGUAGACAUUGUUCUAAAUUCUUUAGCAGAAGAUAAACUUCAAGCGAGUCUACGUUGUUUAGCCUAUAGAGGUAGAUUUUUAGAAAUUGGACAAUUUGACUUAGCCGCAAAUAAUGAAUUAAGCACCAAAAUCUUUAUGAAGGGUAUCAGUUUUCAUGGUGUGAUGUUAGAUAAGGUUAUUAACACAAAUGACGAAAUUAAGAACGAAAUUAGUUCAAUAUUCAACAAACUUAUUAAAGAAAAUGCUAUCAAACCGAUUAUUAGGACAGUUUUCGGCAAAGAUCAAAUAGAGACAGCACUUAGAUUUAUGGCAGCUGGAAAGCAUAUGGGAAAAGUACUCAUAAAGAUCCGUCAAGAGAAUGAACCACUGAAUACACCCAUUUUGGCUGAACCUUCUUAUACAUGUAUUCGGAAUAAAAGUUAUAUAGUUCUUGGUGGAUUGGGAGGUUUUGGUUUGGAAUUAAUCGAUUGGUUGAUUCUUCGAAAUGCUCAAAAUAUUGUCAUUACUUCGCGGAACGGCGUAAAGAAUGGUUAUCAAUCCAUGAGAAUCAAAAUAUGGGAAUCAUACGGCGUGAAUAUCAAGAUUCUGGUUGGUCUUGAUGCGGCUAAACAAGAAGACUGCGAGCUUAUCGUGAAAAACGCGAUAGAUCAAGGUCCAGUCGAUGGUAUAUUCAAUCUCGCGGUUUCUUUGAAAGAUAGUAUUUGUAGAAACCAAACGCUGGAGACUUUUAAAGAAUCUUUCAAAGGAAAAGCAUGGGCCACGAAAUGUUUGGACGAGGUGACCAGAAAGCUUUGUCCAGAUCUUCGACACUUCGUAGUUUUUUCUUCUGUCUCGUGCGGAAGAGGAAAUGCCGGACAAACGAAUUACGGUAUGGCUAAUUCCAUUAUGGAAAGAAUAUGUGAGAAAAGAGUAGAAGAAGGUUUGCCUGGAUUAGCUAUACAAUGGGGAGCGAUUGGAGAUGUUGGUCUAGUUGCUGACAUGCAGUAUGAAGAUAAAGAACUUGUUAUCGGUGGUACCUUACAGCAAAAAAUAUCAUCAUGUUUACAAGAACUGAAUAGAUUUUUGGUACAGGAUAAAUCUGUAGUUGCAAGUAUGGUAGUUGCUGAAAAACGAAGAAAUGACGUUGAGAAUAAUGUUGUAGAUACUAUUAUAAACAUUAUGGGUAUUAAAAACUUGAAGAAUAUCAAUCUACACACUUCCUUGGCUGAUCUUGGAAUGGAUUCUAUGAUGGCGGUAGAAAUAAAACAGACAUUAGAGCGUGAAUAUGAAAUAUAUCUCACCCCUUCAGAUAUUCGAAACUUAAAUUUCUUUAAAUUCAUGGAAAUGAGUAAUAAACCGAGAGAUAAUUGUAAUAAUAAUGAAAAUGAUAUAAAAGGAUUAUUAUCUGGUACAAAGAUGUUGCUGCAAAUGUUCGAUGAAAUACUUUCUGCCAAAGUUACUAUUCCGCUUAAGACUAAUCCAGAAGAGGGUCGGAACGAAAUAUUCUUUCUUCCAGGAAUCGAAGGUUAUGGUGGCGUUUUCAAAACAUUAGAAUCAAAAAUUAAAUCACCUGCAACUUGUUUUCAAUUAGCUGCGAAUUAUGAAUUAAAAACUGUUGAAGCUAUGGCCAAUUUAUUUUUACCGCAUUUAUUAGAUAAACUUAAGGGUCGAAGUAAUUUCACGUUAGUGGGUUAUUCAUUUGGAUCACUUGUAGCUAUUGAACUCACACGAAACUUAGAAGCCAAAGGUUUUAUUGGUCAACUAAUAUUGAUAGACGGUGCUCCUCAAUAUUUAAAAACACUUAUGCAACAGCAAUUGCAUUCGUCAUCGCAAGAAGAACUAGAAAACAACAUUCUAUUUAGUAUAUUGAAUCCAUUUAUAGCUGUUAACAGGGCAGAGCUUGAAUUUAAAUUAAGAAAAUGUAAUACGUGGGAUGAGAAAGUAAAUAUAUUUCUUAAUUUUAUAUCUCUCGAAAAUCAAGAGUUAUUUUCGAAAGGGAAUCAAAAAGACGCUAUUCUCUCACUUUAUGUGAGAUUGCAAGCAGUUAUGGCAUAUAACCCAGAACCAAUGCCAUAUAUAAGAACACCAAUUACAUUGUUCAAACCAUUGUUACCGUCUGUACUAAAUGUACCGUAUGAUUAUGAACUGCAGAGUUUAACUGAAAACAAAGUGGAAAUACACGUUGUUGACGGCGAUCAUAUCACGAUGUUAGAAGAUAUGAAAAUUGCAAUGGCAAUUAAUAAUGAACUGUUAACGGUUGCUACAACAUUUAAGGAAAAUAUAAAGAACGAAAAUUAAUACGUCAUUGGUGAUCUAUAUGAGUUUGUUGAUAAGUGUUCGACAAAAAUAUGCAAUAACAACUUUAUCUUACAGAUUCAUUUGGAAUAUUAAAAUAAAAAGUACCUAAGGAAACUUUGUUUCACAUCUACGGAAUAUUUGAAAAGUAUAGCAGAUAAUUGUUAUCUAAAUUGUAAGAUUGUUAUAUAAAUAUAAAAAAUGGUCUUUUGUA